Eleginops maclovinus (Patagonian blennie) is the source of this 2591-nucleotide messenger RNA. It is a transcript of the gene stx19, whose product is annotated as syntaxin 19. The record is from RefSeq and is a predicted model, not a curated record. The transcript is spliced from 5 exons. Lineage: Eukaryota; Metazoa; Chordata; Actinopteri; Perciformes; Eleginopidae. Gene Ontology annotation, biological process: intracellular protein transport; synaptic vesicle fusion to presynaptic active zone membrane; exocytosis. Bases 229 to 1128 code for a protein of 299 amino acids. Gene Ontology annotation, molecular function: SNARE binding; SNAP receptor activity. Gene Ontology annotation, cellular component: synaptic vesicle; endomembrane system; presynaptic active zone membrane.
GUGGUUUAAAAGUUACAGUGAAUGCAAGGAGAUCUGAACAUGACGUAAUCAUAUCAAAUAAUGUGUAAGAUUGUUUUGGAUUAUAUUCCAGGGGAACUCUGGGAGAACUCAGCAGGACGCCCAUGAUGGAAUUGUAACAUCAAGCUACUUCUCGUCAGAUUUGACAACACCUUCUAUAAAAAAACCUUUUUGUCCUGAGGAGCGAGCUUUGUUGAAAGUUAUUCCACAAUGAGAGACCGCUUGGUGGAGCUGCAGAGGGCUCAAGAAUUUUCAGAGGCAGCAACUGAGAACACUGUCCUUCCCUCAGUGGAGGGUGAUAAUGAAGACUCUAUGGCGGUCAUAACGCCACAGGCUGUGAUGUUCGAGGAAGAGCCGGUCAUUAAGAAUUUCCUUUCUGAGGCCCAGCAAAUCAGAGAUGAUAUCACAGUGCUUGACAUAGAGGUCCUUAAGUUAAGCCAGCAGCAAAAGACCCUGGUGGCAACCAUGCAUCGUUUCAGUGUGAUGAAGAAGGAGAGCAGUAUAACCCGGGACAUCAAGCUCAAGGCUGAGAGCCUCCAUCGACGCUUAGAUGCUCUUUCAAAACAGGUCCAAAGGACUGAGGACCAACAGGGAGCUACUGCUGUUACAACCAGAAUACAACGCUCCCAGUAUGCAGUACUGCACUCCAAAUUCCAGCAGGUAAUGCGGCAGUAUAAUGAAGUUCUGCUGACGAAGCAGGAGCGCUGCAAGCAUUUCAUUAUCCGGCAGCUCGAGGUAUCUGGAAGGGAUGUGACGGAGGAGGAGGCGAAUGAGAUGGUGACCACAGGAAAAUGGGAGGUGUUCAAUGAGAACCUGCUGAAUGAUACCAGAAUCACACGAUCACAGCUAUCUGAGAUUGAACAGCGACACAAGGAGCUGUUGAGUCUGGAGAACAACAUGAGGGAGCUGAGGGACUUGUUUAUGGACAUUUUCAUGUUGGUGGAGGAACAAGGCUCCUAUAUUGAGCACAUCCAGACCAAUGUGGAGAGGACUCAGGAUUAUGUGGCUGCAUCUAAUGAAAAGUUUAAGGUGGCCGCCCGAUACAAGAAGAAGAACCCACUGCGGCAGCUGUGCUGCUGCUGCUGCCCUCCCUGGAGAUGCUGCUUAUGAAAACGUUUUUUUUACCUCAAAUUUCUUUCCAAGUAACAUUUUAUUUUAAAAGUUUCACCCACCUGUUGGGACAAGGGAACUUUGGAUUCAAGUACCAUUAAAGUGAAGGUUAUUAUUGCUCUGCAGUUUUGCUGUUGAACAGUGUGAAAGUGACGAUAGACUCAGCAGAGCAUGGAAAACAAUUAGGGGGGAAAGCCAGAAUUGGUAUUUGAAGCACUUGUUUCGUUCAAGAGGAUGUGAGACGACUGCUAUUGGAAGAGACAGUUCAGUGAGUGCUACUCACCAACACUGCUGCUUAUUGGAGACCUUCCCUGUCAUCUGACAGAGGUCACAAACAAGCCGAGACCACUGCCUCUACAGUGCUGGAUCAGCAAAGCAGAAGACAAGACGUCAAGACUUCUAUGAUUGAGACACUUAUCUUUUUUAUACAUUAUGUGCACUUUAAGACUUACCUAUUUUUUUAAAACUAAAAUGUACCCUAGGGGAGAAAGAUACACUUUCUAAAACGUGUUGAUUCUUUAUGUGUUCAUUUCCUUCUUGCUGAUGAAUAGAGCACUUGUUUCACAAUUAGUCACUAUUCUCAUUUCCAUUUCAAGGUAUGGUAAUUUUGCGCGAAAAAAGAAUUAUUCUUCUAUUCAACUUCACAGAGGCGGGGAUUCAAAUAAAACUUGGAAUAACGAGCCUUGAUCAAAAUAUUUACGCCCUGGUGCCAAACAGCAGAAAAUCAUUGAAGUCGUGAGUUGAAAAACAAGUUUCAAGUUUAUUAUUGUAAGAAAUAUUUCCUUUCUCUAGAUGUUUUUGUAUUUUUGAUAAGGUGAAACUGUUACAGUGCUCUGAUGAAAAAUGCUUGCAUCCAUUUGUAUCAUAAUUAAAUGAGUAUAAAAAUGAUAAUGACGCUAAAAAGAAGUGGCUGCUAAUCUGGAGAAGCGCUCUCACCUAGGAGAAAUCCAGCAGAAUGGAUUUUAACAGAUCUUCCGACUGACACCUGUUGACAGGUUAUAGUUAACUACUUAAUGCCGAGUUGAAAAUACCAUUUCAUUUUCCUAGAGGGUAUUGUGACUAACAUAUUAAGAGUCAUUUCAGGAGACUUCAUGCUUUUUCUCAUGAAGCUCUUUACAGAAUGGCUCUUCACUUGCCUCUCAUCAGCAGUGAUAUUCUGUAGUGACUCAGUGACCCAUGGUGUCUGGUGUCCAGGACAAAAUAAAGGUGUGCCAGAGAUCGACUGGAUAAUCUGGUUCGUCUGCUUUUCCAGAAUAGCUCCUAGAACACUGUACGUUCCUCUAGGGAAGAGUGAGUAAACACAGUUGUAACUGUAGAGAAAACAAAUAAUCUCCUUUUCAAAUAAAAAGCCUUCUCAGUUUAUGAAAACAUUAAAAGCAAAAAUGCAUUUAGACUUCUGAAAUGCCACAGUGUCAGUCACUAUUGUCGGCCCACAAGGAAUAAAUUACUCAUGUGAAACACUA